AUGGCUGCUGCUAAGGGGUCAUCUCCCAGGGUGAAAAAACCCACUACCAAUGACAGAGCUAUCAGUGAUUCACCGGAGUCAGUCAAACGAUCGAGUACAAAGCCAGGUGCUACACCUAACAAAUUAGCGAAAUCAUCCUCGUUGUCGUCAAUUUUUUCGUUAGGUAAAAAAAGGAAGAGAUCAGAGAGUGACGAAGAAAGCAAUAGUAAACUUCCUGGACCAACGACGCCAAGGAGUAGUAUUAGCAGCAUUUGGACUCCCUCACGUGCUUCGCCCCGAAUUGCCAGCUCAGGUGAGAAAAAGAGACGGUCGUUAUUCUCUUUAGUGUUGCCUAAUGAAAGGAAUAGCGACAGUGACAUAGACGGUACUAACGACGAAGCCGAAUCUAAAAGCAACAAAUCCAAACGAAAAACCCUUAAAGCAAACAAAUCCAGUAACGAUAAUGAUAGUUAUAUUGAAGGUGACGGUGAUGAUGAAAAUGGCGUUUUAGAAACUGAUUCCGACGGUUCGGGAUCAGACACUGAUGACAAGUCGACUCAUAAAUUGAAAAAGAGACGUAUUUCCCAAAUAGAGCUACAAAGAGAAAAAGAGUUAGAUGAGCAAGUGGAGCCUCAGUAUCGCAAAUACAGACCCAGAGGAUAUACGUUCAACCCUCCACCUACAGAUCGGCCUAUCCGGAUAUAUGCCGAUGGUGUUUUUGACCUUUUCCACCUAGGCCAUAUGAAACAACUUGAACAGGCCAAGAAAGCCCUUCCCAAUGUCACUCUCAUAUGUGGAAUUCCCUCCGAUAUCGAUACUCAUAAACAUAAGGGUCUCACAGUACUGACAGAUAGCCAGCGAUGUGAGACUCUGCUUCACUGUAAGUGGGUAGAUGAGGUUAUUCCCAACGCUCCUUGGUGUGUUACAGUGGAUUUCUUACGCAAGCAUCAAAUCGACUAUGUGGCCCACGACGACUUACCCUAUGCUUCUAGUGGAAGCGAUGAUAUCUACAGGCCAGUGAAAGAGCUUGGCAUGUUCCUCACUACGCAGCGAACAGAAGGUAUAUCGACCUCUGACAUCAUAACAAAAAUCAUCCGUGAUUAUGACAAGUAUCUUAUGAGGAAUUUUGCAAGAGGCGCUUCUCGUAAGGACCUUAAUGUGUCAUGGCUGAAAAAGAAUGAGCUUGAUCUUAAACGUCAUGUACUUGAGUUCCGGGAAUCAUUCAAAACCAAUUUUGAGUCAACGACUAGGGAUAUCUACUCUGAAUUCAUGGGAUAUGUUUCUGGCGUUCUACAUCUGAAAGAUGCCGCAGCCGUCGCUGCUGCUGCUGCUGCUUCAUCAUCGCAGCGUCGGGCCCUUCGAUCCGGUAAUACGUCAAAUGUAAACAACGACUCCGAGAGCCAUAGCGCUAAUGAAGAUUCUGAAGCUCCUGAAGCUCCUGGAUCCCCAGCAACCGACUUUGCGUCUGGUUAUUCAGGAGGAUCAUUUUUCGGGAACGUUAAAGAUUGGGUUUCUAGAAGAAUCGAUUCGUCCAUUCCACCAUCUCCUACAGAUACUCCCAGGGAGCACAGUGAUGCCGAGUAA
This is a messenger RNA of Sugiyamaella lignohabitans, 1563 nucleotides long. RefSeq names its product choline-phosphate cytidylyltransferase (gene PCT1). Gene Ontology annotation, cellular component: nuclear envelope. The record is from RefSeq and is a predicted model, not a curated record. Lineage: Eukaryota; Fungi; Ascomycota; Dipodascomycetes; Dipodascales; Trichomonascaceae. Gene Ontology annotation, biological process: CDP-choline pathway. Gene Ontology annotation, molecular function: choline-phosphate cytidylyltransferase activity; phosphatidylcholine binding. The transcript has a single exon. The coding region runs from base 1 to 1563 and encodes 520 amino acids.